Messenger RNA from Cladocopium goreaui, 3201 nucleotides. Lineage: Eukaryota; Dinophyceae; Suessiales; Symbiodiniaceae. The record is from the annotation of a GenBank genome assembly.
AUGAUUGAUGAUUUGGCCAUGGCGACAGACUUCGAGACCUUUGCAAACUACCAAGGUGUGGAGGACAGCGCGCAUGCCGUGGCCGCCAUCCAAGGAUACCGUGACAAAGGGUAUCUCAAGGAGUUCAAAGACUUGGACUCACUUAGAUCACACUUGGGGGCAGAGCCCGUACUGUCCAAACUUGGUUGCAUCGUCAAGGAGAAGGUGAAUGUUGAGUCUGGCGCCAUCACCAAGAAAACACGAAUAAUUCUUGACUGCAAGCAAUCUGGAGUCUCCAAAUAUGCUGCCGGGAGGCACAAGAGCGUGCUCCCCAGGAUCAGUGACGCAGUUCAGUCUGCCCUCAAGAUGUCUUACCACUGCGGCCAAGGAGAGUCAGUAUCGCUGUUCAUAGCUGACGUUUCGGAUGCCUUCUGGUUGGUGCCGUUGAUGAAGACGGAGCAAAAGUACUUUGCGGCAAAGUUAGGUGGAAGAUAUUACCUCUUCCAACGCGCUGCCCAGGGCUCCAGAGGGGUACCACUGACGUUUGCAGUCUUGAUGGCGCUUGCUUCAAGGUUUGUUCAGUCGCUGCUAUGUUUUGCCACAGGUGGAGAUGCAAUGCCCGAGGGCAUGAUCCAAGUUUAUUUGGACGAUCCGUUGGCCAUCCUGAAAGGAUCAAAGACACGGCAAAAGCGACUGGCAUGUCUGAUUGCAUCAGCCUGCAUGAUACUGGGCAUCCCUAUGGCAUUUCACAAAGCAGUGAUGCCAAAGUCGGUCACCUGGAUUGGAGUCACCAUCGAAGCCAACGAUUCGGAAAUCGUGGUGGAGGUCACUGCAGCCAAAGUGGCCGAGUUGCAGAUGCUGGUGCGUGAGUCAUUGACAAGUAACGUGAUCCCUGUCAAGAAGCUUCGCACACUCAUUGGCAAGUGCAUGUCAAUAGCGUCGGUGAUUUAUGUGUGGCGUCCCUUUAUUCAGGAACUUUACGCAGCCUUGCACGGGCCCAACCAUGCGCCAAACAACUGCGUGUGGACCAAGCAGAUCAAACAUGCAUUGGUGUGGCUGCUGGCGUUUCUGAACGAAGAAGCUGGAUGCACCAGGCGUAUAUACAGCAUCGAGGAAUACUACUGUGCGACCAGCUGGGUGCAAAUCACUUGGGAUGCAUCACCUUGGGGCAUGGGUGCUUUCCUGACCGUGGAUGGCAGAGUCACCGAGCACUUUGCAGUACCCAUCUCAGAACAAGAUGAGGCCAUCUUACAGGCCAAAGUGGAUGCGCAGCUGGCAAUCAUCGCCCGUGAGUUUGCGCUUGACCUGGGAACUGCAAGUUUCAAGCCAGAAGUGGUGCAACAUUUGCCUGGAGUGGCCAACGUGGUUGCAGAUUCCCUGCCUGUGCAAUGGUGGAAAUCCUUGACGGAGCGAUCCAUGCCGGCUUCACCACUGGCAAAAUCAGGGGCAUGGAGCAGGAAACGUCCUAGAACCGAUCCAGACACUGACGGACCUCAGACAGCCCAGUUGUCAGACCCCGCCAUGUCGCAAUUUCGCGGUGACUUCUAUGCUGCAUCGUCCAGAAAGCCAAGAGAUGCGAUGCUGCAAACCUGGGCAAGAUUUCACAGACGUUGGUAUGCCAACAAUGACAUAGUUUCACUGACUGUGGAGUCCAUGGAAAAAGUGUCAUGCCUUUUCAAGCUUGGGGCAUACAAGUCGUACAAGAAUUACCUAUCAAGGAUCAAGGAGCUCCAUCAGGAAUCGGGGUAUGUCUGGUCUCAUGCGCUGCAAUCGUCUGCACGUCGGUGCACACGCUCGGUCUUGAGAGGUCUUGGCGGACCAGUCAGAUCUGAGGCGUUUGAUCUGGAUCGCGUGGUCGCAUUCCUGAAGCAUUCGAACAUUGACAUUGCAGAAGAUGGGCCUGAACCACCGCUUCAUGCUGUUGUGGUGGGCACGUACUUCUUGCUCCGCGAGCUGGAGCUUUCGGCGAUAGUUAUGGAAGAUGUGACCUUCACCAAUGACACAGUGACGUUGAACCUUCCAGUGUCCAAAGUGGACUGGCAGGCAAAAGGCUGCCGACGCACGUGUUCAUGCAUUUGCAAUUUGGGACAUCACUGUCCUGUUCACCUUCUUAAGGAAUACGAUCACGAACAAAGAACCCAUGGACGGACCUCUGGACCGUGGCUACUCAGUCGUUCUGGAGGCAGAUGCACUAAGGCUGGCAUGGUUGACAUGAUCAGGACUGUUGUGCAGUCAUCUGGUGGCGGGGCAAAGGAUGCCGAGGGCCACUGGGUAAUCUCUGGUCACACCUUCAGAAUCACUGGAGCGCGCACUUUGGCUACUUGGGGGCUUGAUCAAAUCACCAUGCAGCUUCUGGGAAGAUGGGGGUCGUCAGCUGUUCUUGGGUAUUUGGCUGAAUCACCGCUGCUCUCAUUCUCCGAACGUUUGACUGGAAAGUCUGACGGAAAGAUGAUACACGCUGAGCAUGUGAUGGCUAGUGACAUGGACGGUCGCAAUAUCACUGAGGCCGCACAAGAGCGGGAAUCCCUGAGAAGAGAGAUUGCGGAGCUCAAGAAGCAGGUUGGAGACCUCACCAUGAGUCUGGGUGGUGUGGUACAAGUUGUACAGAGUAGACAGACCAGAGAAGUAUGGUGGGUGCUGAAUGCAGAAGCUGCCCGAAGUGCCUGCCAGAUUCAGAUGACUCCUCCAGUUCAAGUUCUGAGUCGUGCUAACCGGUUGAUCAACCAAGCUUGGGUGCGGGAAGCGCAUGUGUUGACUACUUUAAGCAACCGUGGAAUCACAUCGUUCGGAAAAGCCAAAAAGCAAAUCACUGAUGCAUCUCCGCACAUUGUCUCCGGCGUCUCCGGGAAGGAUAGCUCGAGUGCCAAGGAUGAUGCAGCACGUGCAGCAGCCUCUAUGGAAUGGUUGCGAAAUGCGCAGGCAGCUGCGAAUGAGCACAUGUUCGAAGAGGAGGCUGCGUUGCUUCUGCCCUCAUCAUCACAAGCCCUGGAGGUCUCCGGCGUCUCCGGGAAGGAUAGCUCGAGUGCCAAGGAUGAUGCAGCACGUGCAGCCUCUAUGGCCGUUUUGCAAUGGUUGCAAAAUGCGCAGGCAGCUGCGGAUGAGGCGGAUCACAUGGUCGCAGAGGAACUUGAAUGGCAGAAUGCCAGAAGCAGCGACAUAGAAAGUGAGGCGCAAUUAUUUGGCAUUUUGCCAGGGGUGCCUCAUAGGAGUCAGCGCGGUUAG